AUCUCUACUUUUAUUUUUAUGUUAAGUUCUUUCCCUACUCCUUCCUUUCCCACUUUGCCGUUUAUAUAUAAUUCAUUCGCAAAACAAUUAGUCUACCUUUAGAUCGCUUUCCCACACACUCCAAAUCUAGCUAUCUAAAACUACUCCUAACUAUUUUAAACAUACACACACAAAAUUAAUUUAAAAAAUAUAUUUAUACAAAUAUAUGGAGGUAGUGAUACCAAGUACAACACAAUCCAUGGAUUUCGAGUUCAACAAUAUUAAUAAUAGUAUGAGUGUAGUAAAUUCCCCAUACUCAACAGCUCCACCAUCGCCGAAGCGCUUCGGCGAGUACUACUUCAGCGCUCCCACAAGCCCGUCUCGCGUGUCCGACUUCUAUAGAGAUUUCGAGGAAUUCUCUACAGCUGCCGGCGCCGGAUCAGAACGUGGUUACGGCAGUAGUCGGUCUCCGCCUAUGGUUCCAUUUGAGUGGGAAGAAAAUCCCGGGACGCCUAAAAAGGGUUGUGUAGUAGUUGAGAAAGAUAAUGAUGGUGAUGAUGAUGGUGGUGGUGGUGGUGGUUUCGCUUUUGAUUUCAGCGAAGACUUGGAAAGAACUUCUCUCUCGGCUGAGGAGCUCUUCGAUGGUGGUAAAAUCAAGCCUUUGAAACCACCUCCUCGUCUUCAAUUUCUCAACCACCAACCCUCUUCUUCUUCAAAUGGUCAAGAUUCAAUUUACAAUAACAAGAAGAACAACGAGAGGGAAAGAGGGAGAGAAAGAAAUAUAAUUACUAGCAUGGGAGAUAAUUUAUUAUCAUCAUCGAGAUCGAGUCGAAGAGCUACGAGAUCGUUAUCUCCUUUGAGAGCUUCUGAUCAGAGGUGUUGGGAAGAAGAAGAUCAUCAACGACAGCCAAUAAAUAAAAACGACAACAAGGAGAGGUCAUUUACUGCUAGUUCUAAUGUUAAUAAUAAUCCAACUAAAGUGUCUUCUUCUUCUUCUUCUUCGAAGAAAUGGAGAUUCAGGGAUUUUCUUCUGUUUCGAAGCGCAUCAGAAGGGAGAGCUAAUGAGAAAGACCCUUUGAGAAAGUACUACAUGAAAAAACACGAAGAUCUUAAGAACGCUAGUUUUAGGUCUACGGACAGUUUUGGUUCGAAUAAUUCUGGCAGGAGAAAAGGACCACCAGUUUCUGCUCACGAGCUUCAUUAUACGGUCAACAAAGCAGUGUCGGAUGAUUUGAAGAAGAAGACCUUUCUGCCCUACAAGCAGGGUAUUUUGGGAAGAUUAGCCUUCAAUCCAGCACUUCAUGCUCUUGCGAAUGGCUUUGGUUCUCUCACACGUGCAUCAUGAUGACAUGAGUGAGAUCAUUUAUAUGAUGGACCAAAAGAAGAAGAACAAUUAAGGGUGAUGAGCCGUGAACACACAUAUCUUUUUUAAUUAAUUAAUUUGUUUCGGUGUAAAGUUUUGUUUUUAUAAUUAUUAUUACUAUAUGGAAGUUUCUCUUUAUAUUUACCAAGUGAAGAAUCCGAGGAGAUGUGAGAGCUUGAUGAUGCUGUCUGCAAUGCAUGUGUACAAUAAAAACGUACACUCAUACCAAAGUAUCUAUAAAUAUCUAUCUCUUGUUUGAUGCUUCUUCGAAAACUGAAAACAUAAUUCUUUAUUAUUUGUAUAUCUAAAUACAAUAUCCUCUUAUUAUUUUGAA
Molecule: messenger RNA, 1676 nt
Organism: Cannabis sativa
Lineage: Eukaryota; Viridiplantae; Streptophyta; Magnoliopsida; Rosales; Cannabaceae
Exons: 1
Coding region: 206-1324 (372 amino acids)
Source: RefSeq, a predicted model, not a curated record